Molecule: messenger RNA, 1254 nt
Organism: Striga hermonthica
Lineage: Eukaryota; Viridiplantae; Streptophyta; Magnoliopsida; Lamiales; Orobanchaceae
Source: the annotation of a GenBank genome assembly
AUGCCAUUUAAAUCCAUUUUCCGAGAUCUUAAGGGGAAAAAUGGUACGGAUAGCAAGCUAAAGCGAUCAGUCAACAACCACAAGUGUGAAUUAGACCACCGAGAUUUGCAUUUUAAUGCGGAUGGAUCAUCAUCUUCUUCAUAUCCCAUGGGAAAACAAAGCCCGUGGGCCAACUUGCCUUCUGAGCUGCUUCUUGAUAUUAUCGGUAGAGUAGAGGCCAGUGAGACUGCAUGGCCGGCUCGUACGGCUGUGGUUUCUUGUGCUGCGGUUUGCCAAUCUUGGAGAGAGAUUACUAAAGAAAUUGUUAAGACUCCUGAAGAAUGUGGUCUAUUCACAUUUCCCAUAUCGCUUAAGCUGCCGGGGCCAAGAGAUUCUCCUAUUCAGUGCUUUAUCAGAAGGGAUAGGGUAACAUCUACAUAUCGGUUGUACCUUGGCCUGAGCCCAGCUCUUUCAGGGGAUGUGAGUAAAUUGCUAUUGGCUGCAAAAAGGGUCAAGAAAGCCACUAAAACAGACCUUUUGAUAUCUUUUGCUGGAAAUGAUUUUUCUCAGACUGGCGAUAAUUAUGCUGGGAAAUUGAGGUCCAAUUUUUUCGGAUCCAAGUUUUUUGUUCACGACUGCCGGCCUCUAAGCAAUCCUGCAACUAUCCAAUCUCAUGGUUGGACAUGGAAAAGGAUUUCUUCCAAGAAAGUGGCUCCAAGACUGCCCAUUUGCAACUAUAACGUGGCCACCAUAACUUAUGAUCUCAAUGUCCUCCGAACAAGAGGGCCAAGAAGAAUGCGUUGCACUAUGCAUUCGAUUCCUUUCUCGGCAAUUCAAGAAGGUGGAGUCGUUCCUACUCCCACAUCAUUUAAUAAUGGCCUUGAUGGAUCCUUCUGCUCCGUAGCAACUCCCAAUGAACGAAAACAAAAUUCUCGUUCGAGUUCGGUUUUUCGAGCCAACACAGAUGAAUCUACUGGAAAUGCUAGCGAACCACUUAUAUUGAGAAACAAAACUCCAAGAUGGCACGAGCAGCUCCAGUGUUGGUGUUUGAACUUCAGAGGACGUGUUACGGUGGCGUCCGUGAAGAACUUUCAGCUCGUGGCAGCUGUGGACCUGUCUCAGAAUAUUCCAGCUUCGGAACAAGAUAAAGUGAUCUUGCAAUUUGGGAAGAUAGGAAAAGAUAUAUUUACUAUGGAUUACCGGUACCCUCUUUCUGCAUUUCAGGCGUUUGCUGUCUGUUUGAGCACCUUUGACACAAAGCCAGUCUGUGAGUAG